AUGCUUCGAGCAAUAUCGUCUCAACUUUUACGAGCCGUUAUCCAAACAGCAGCCUACUACAGGAGGUUGUUCACCCAGUGGGAUCCUAUUACAUUAUGCUCAAGGCGGAUGGUGCCAUUGAUAUCCAUUAUCAAGUAUACGUCAAUACAAGCGAUCUUUGCAAUGCAUAGUAUGAGCGGCAACUCUAUGGCUGCUUCAGGCACAGUAUGGGAGGUAUGGAUGGAUGCCGUCAAGGUGAAUGCUACGGUGCUUACUUCUCAUGUCGUCAGCAGGAAUGCGGCCGAGGGUUAUAUACAGCGUCUCAUUUACUUGGCCAAAGGAUUUUACAAUAUGGAUCAUGCAUGCUCGAGUUGA
Molecule: messenger RNA, 354 nt
Organism: Lichtheimia ornata
Lineage: Eukaryota; Fungi; Mucoromycota; Mucoromycetes; Mucorales; Lichtheimiaceae
Exons: 2
Coding region: 1-354 (117 amino acids)
Source: RefSeq, a predicted model, not a curated record